AUGUUCCAUUUAUUGAUUGUUGGCUCUUUCUGUCUGCUAGCUGCGACCACUCUAGCACAACCUAUUGUAGAACCAGUAUCUCUAGUCCAGCCAGUGGUGCAAGUACCAAGACCUUAUACCUAUGGCUAUGAAUUUGGAGAUGGCCUUGGAAUGAGCCAAUACCGCCAAGAAGUUGCCGAUGGUACUGGUGCUGUCAGAGGUAGUUAUGGAUAUGUAGAUCCUUUUGGUAUCACUAGGAAAGUGGAAUACAAUGCUGGCGCUGAUGGAUUUAAGGCCUUUAUCAGAAGCAAUGAACCAGGACUCACUAAUCAAGAUGCAGCUGAUGCUGUGUAUGUUGUCCAACCUCCUCCUCCAGCAGUGGUUGCUCAAGGUUUGAGGCCAGUUCCAGUCAUCGUCAGACCCUUGAAAUGA
This is a messenger RNA of Argiope bruennichi, 411 nucleotides long. RefSeq names its product cuticle protein 16.8-like. NCBI's taxonomy places the organism in Eukaryota, Metazoa, Arthropoda, Arachnida, Araneae, Araneidae. Gene Ontology annotation, cellular component: chitin-based extracellular matrix. The record is from RefSeq and is a predicted model, not a curated record. Gene Ontology annotation, molecular function: structural constituent of chitin-based larval cuticle. The transcript has a single exon. The coding region runs from base 1 to 411 and encodes 136 amino acids.